AUGUCAUUAAGGCUCAACCCAGCAACACCACAACUAGACGAGAAGCCUCAAUCGUCAAAGCCGAACCCCUUUCCAGACCGUACCCCUCGAGGGCAGUUACACUGCCAAUUUCCCAAGAUGGCGCACUUCGCCGAUGGUAACUUUCCAUCUUCGCCUGCGCCUCAUGGUCAAUACAUUCCCGGCCCCGAGGUCUCCUUAGGAUCUUCUCGACUCAAUAAUCCAGCCAGCCAGCCUGGUGAGUUCUUGAUGCCGCUUGGUCGGGAGGUUCCAACUGGGAGCUACAUCCCCGGCCCUCACGGUCUCUUCAGCCUGGCCGAUGAGACCUUCUUGCCGCUAGAUCAGGAUAAUCACACCGUCCUGCCUCGUACUGUCCCAUAUGCAGUCCCGAGCACGCCCACUGGGGUGAUCCAGCACAUGGUUCCGGCUCUGACGUACGUCCGGCUUUACACCAUUCUCAAUACUGCAAAGCCCGAAUUCGUGACCGCCCAUGGAUUGCUUUAUCCAAAGCUUACGCAGGCCUUGCGUUCAAACCUACGCGAUGGGUUAUUCGAUUGCUCUCAGGGCCAAGGCUCCCCACAAGAGGUUCUCCAAGAGCGUAUCAACAUCGAGCGCGAUAUAGUCAAUCGUUGGAACCAGGUCAACGGCGGGAAGGCAAAUGUGGGCACUGAUGAGCUGUUCCUCUUCCCUUGUAGGCGCGCUGCAGUCGAAGCUGGUGUCCUAUUCCAACAGCCGCCACCUUUGCAGCCCGUCUCCGUCGUUCCCCAGCAGACCGAAGAGGCUCAUGUGCUGUCCCAGCAGCAAUUGGCUUGGCAACCACUUCGUAUCGCAUCCGCACUGUCGUACACGGCCGAGGGCAAUCCGGUGUUAUUCCAAUGGGAUACUUUCCUGGGAGAUCACGGCGUUCGCACUAUUGGUAUACAGCCUUCCAUGAAGGGCAAUGAGAUUACGUCGCAGGCCCAACCAGUGCAAGCACGGUCAGCUAUUACGCCAAAGAAGCGUGCAGGGGACUUUUCCGAAUCUUCACCAACAUCACUAAAGAAGCGCGCGAAGAAGUCACCCAAGGCGUCUGCUACAACCCCGACAGAGUAUGCGCAGAAUCAACCGGUGCAGGAGUCGUCCGAUACCACGCCAAACAACCGCGCGAAUGUUUCGCCUGCGCCGUCCGCUAAAUCUCCAAAGAAGGCCCCUCGUGUGAAGGGUUCCUAUUCUCCGACAUUCGAUCUUCUUCGCAGCGCGCCCAGCUGUAACCUCCCCUUCCCAGAAGUCAGCGAUCGACCAGCCAACGUCACUGUUGUCGAAUUGCUCGUUUUCAUGCCGCAGUGGCUGAAGAGCGUCCAUGUGAUCGAGCGUCUCAUUUCAAACGGCGGUAGUUGCAAGCUGAUCAUGAAGAUCGUGAACGCCCAUCGAAACACAGCAGUUCCCACUUAUCAUAACUACUGGUUGCACAUUGUCCAGCAUCACAUGCGCGCCCGCGGCGAUCAGACUGCCAACGGCGGCCAGGACUACCGCGAGUGGCGCGUUAGGGACCACAUUCCUCUCCCGAACCAUGACCCUGGAUCGAUCGACAUUGCGGGCUUCCGUACGUACCUCCAGAUCGAAGGCCCAAAGCACAUGAUGAAUCGCGACAAGAAUACCGACGCUAUCCCCUUCCGCGACCUCGCCAAGGAUCUCAAGCAGUGGCCUUCUGAAUACGACGCGCUGAACCUGACUCGCUGCGUUCAGUAA
This is a messenger RNA of Didymosphaeria variabile, 1725 nucleotides long. RefSeq lists its product as uncharacterized. The record is from RefSeq and is a predicted model, not a curated record. The transcript has 2 exons. NCBI's taxonomy places the organism in Eukaryota, Fungi, Ascomycota, Dothideomycetes, Pleosporales, Didymosphaeriaceae. The coding region runs from base 1 to 1725 and encodes 574 amino acids.